CCCGCGUUCUCGAACUCUAUCGCUCAAGGCACGUUGUGGACGAAAUACUAGGCGUGGAGUUCGUCUUUUUGAAUUUCUUUGAAGUUGAAUCCGUCUAAUCUAUCGAUUUGAUCGACAUGGCGGAAACGAAGGAUCUCGCACUAAGUUUUGCCGACGAGGCUUGGAAUGGCUACAAGCUCUACAAUGCACUCAACGUUGUAAAUGUAAAUGUAACACGCAGGUUUGACGCUCCAGAGAUAGAAAACAUCGCUCGGGAUGUCGACAUUACCACAGCUGCUUUGCAGCGUCUUAUGACGUUGAUCACCCAGGACAACGUCAUAUUAUACUUGUCGCAGGAAUCCAUCGAGUACGCCAGAAGUCUCACCAAGCAAUGCGGGCAGCUCUUCAACGAUAUCUAUCUUUCUGCGAUGAAGGAACUAAACUAUGAUAACAAAAACGAAGGGUGGCUCAUUACAACAGAUGCGAUAACUCCGCAUUCGAGAGACAGGAGAGCUUUAAUUCAGCACCGUCGGCUUGUGCACUUGAAGAAUAAACUGAUGCUAUACCUCAAUGUAAUUGAAUUGGCUAUUACACAAGCAUCUGGCGGAUUUGAAGAGUCCUAUUUCACUGCCAAAAGGGAGAAGAUCCGACAACUCCAACAAUGCGAGCAUGAAUCGUUCGGGGAACUCAAAAAUUUGUUUUCAAACCUCCAAGAACCACCAUCCCAGAGUAGUACAAAUCCGGGCGAUUGGGAUGUGAUGCUAAGAGCCGAGAUCGAGGCUCGUUCAAGAGCAGGGACUUCGGCGGGCAAGUCUGCGACAAUUGCUGUAGACGCCGGGAAGCAGUUCAGCAAACUUCCACAAAGGCCUCUUCCUGAAAGCAACCAAGCACGCCAAGGGGAGCAAUCGGAAAGACUCGACAGUGUUACCUUGCAGAAGGAUUCUGGAGCGUCACAGAGCACCUUCAAAGCGAGCACAGCCAACCUACAAAAAACCCAUCAAGAAAAAGAGGCCGAUUUGGGUGAGAAAACUCCCGCUCCUACAUCGACAUUACCAAAUCAGACCAUACCCGAUCACUCCAGCACUUCCACCUCGACAUUACAAGAUCAGGCCAGCUCUUCUGCGUCAACAUUACACGACAGCACCACUAAACCCUGCGAGCGCUGCUUUCAAUUAAAGCUAGACUGCGACGGAGCAUUACCAUGUUGGGACUGCUACUCAUCCGGAAACGACUGCGAAGACCAAAAGCCACAACCAGGCGAAAAGCGCACCCACUCCGCCAUGUCCUCACAAGACGUCGGCACGGAGCUCAUUGCCGAACGGGACAACUCGCUCGCGCGAAACGGCGGAUAUUUGGAACUGGAGCAAGACUUCUUCUCGUCCCGGGCGCAGAUGGAGAAGCCUUCGGACCCGCAGGAAGUCAAUAGGAUCCGCUUGAGGGACCACCAGAGGGGAAUUAUGACGCUGAUCUGCGGCGUGAAUCCCAACCGCAAGAAGAUGUAUCGUGUGUCUGAUGUCAAUCUCGCGCAGACCGGUACGCAGGCUUCUUCGACGACGCCGGCACAUUCGUUGCGGAAGGAAGACAUGGCGCAAUUUGACUUGCCAAGCGAUUGGGGAGACAAGUAUGUUGGAGGUAAGGAUGAUGAGGGAGAGCCCGUAGCUCAGGAUUCCGAGGAGACGGAUGGGUCCAAUCCCAGUAGUCGUGAAUCAGUGCCCCAGCCUGAGCGAGCUAAGUAUGCCAAUACAAACGAGGAAGAAGAGCCGCUGUUCGUCAACCCCAAGCAGUUCGAUAGGAUCGUCAAACAGCGAAUGGCUCGCCAGCAGCAGAUGAUGCGGGAGCAGAACUUGGCAUCGUUUACCGGGCCUCCGGCGUUCGUAGCGAAGGUAUCCGAGCCGCAGACGGGUUCAUCGGAGACUGCAGUUUCUCCAGAGGGCCCGAAGAGUGGCACAGAGCAGAGCGGCACAGAGACCGCCGGUGGACAGCAGGAAUCAGAGACAGGACAGGAAGAUGUUGUUGCCAAUCUUCUAGGGAGGUGGAUUCGUCCUGAGGUUGCUGCGAAGUAUUCUAUACACUGAGAUGUUGUUUCAUAUGGUUACGAUUUAAUCGGCGUGUAUCUAGACCGGUGGUUUAAUGGAGUAUAACGAUAUGCAAAUGGG
Molecule: messenger RNA, 2135 nt
Organism: Aaosphaeria arxii CBS 175.79
Lineage: Eukaryota; Fungi; Ascomycota; Dothideomycetes; Pleosporales
Exons: 4
Coding region: 117-2054 (645 amino acids)
Biological process (GO): regulation of DNA-templated transcription
Molecular function (GO): zinc ion binding; DNA-binding transcription factor activity, RNA polymerase II-specific
Source: RefSeq, a predicted model, not a curated record